Molecule: messenger RNA, 3285 nt
Organism: Perca flavescens (yellow perch)
Lineage: Eukaryota; Metazoa; Chordata; Actinopteri; Perciformes; Percidae
Gene: pitpnc1b
Product: phosphatidylinositol transfer protein cytoplasmic 1b
Exons: 10
Coding region: 513-1430 (305 amino acids)
Biological process (GO): phospholipid transport
Cellular component (GO): cytoplasm
Molecular function (GO): phosphatidylinositol binding; phosphatidylinositol transfer activity
Source: RefSeq, a predicted model, not a curated record
CCUGAGGAGGAUUUACACAAAGCACAGAGAGGCAGAGAAGUGAAAGAAUAGGUAGAGUUUGUUGGCUUUCAAUCUUACCUCACAGCUAAUUACCAUUUCUCACUGUGGUGAAAGAAAGCAAACAGAAACUAAGUGAGAAAAACAGCUAACCUAAAAGGGCAGCUGAGGGCAGGCGAAGAAAAAGCAGAAGUAACAAGAAAAGGAGGGAGAGACAGCCGUUAGAUGGUACGGGUUUAGGAGAUUAAUUGAGGUAGAGAAACAAAACAGCAGAGACAAGGCUGUAAGGAGUGAGCGAGAGAGGGAAUUAGUAAGAACACAGCAGAUACUCAUUGACAGAGAGGACUAGACCUAACUCAAUGGAUUGCUGACAUCAGCAAAACAAAAGGAAGAAGAGCGUCACACAAGAGGUCACUGUGGUCCAGCAGCAGUGCAGCUCGCCUGAGCCUGUCUGCAACCAAGACAGCUGAGCUAGAGAGACACAGUUCACACAGAGUCCUCUCUGUAACAGCACCAUGUUGAUGAAAGAGUACCGCAUAUGUAUGCCACUGACUGUGGAAGAGUACAGGAUUGGGCAGCUGUACAUGAUCAGUAAGCACAGCUGUGAGCAGAGUGGUGGGGGAGAAGGUGUGGAGGUGAUAAAGAAUGAGUCAGAUACUCACCCCCAGCACGGCCCUGGACAGCUGACAGAGAAGCGAAUCUACCUCAACAGUAAACUGCCGUCCUGGGCGAAAGCAUUUGUCCCGCGAUUUUUCUACGUGACAGAAAAGGCCUGGAACUUCUACCCCUACACCAUCACAGAGUACUCAGUAUCAUUCCUUCCCAAGUUCAGCAUCCGCAUUGAGACAAGAUUCGAGAACAACAACGGCGAUAACAACAAUGUGUUUGAGGACACGCCGACCCCAGCAGAGAAUGUGAGUUUCCUGGAUAUCCUGAGUGACCCCAUCCCUGAAAAGCACUACAAAGAGUCCGAGGACCCGGGUUGCUGGCAGUCAAGUAAAACUGGCAGAGGGCCUCUGGAGAAAGGCUGGAGAGACGACCACAAGCCUAUUAUGUGCUCCUAUAAGAGGGUACAGUGCAGCUUCGAGGUGUACGGCUUCCAGACAAGGACUGAGGAAUUCAUACACAAAAACAUCCGGGACAUUCUUCUGGUUGGCCACAGACAAGCAGUAGCAUGGAUAGACGAAUGGCACGGGCUAAGUUUGGAGGAGGUGAGAGAGUACGAGCGAGCAAUGCAAGAGAAGACCAACAGCAAAGUCAAAUCCAACAACACAGGCCCACAAGCUGCCUCUCGUCCUGCGUUCUCUCGCUCCAUCUCAGUGACAGACGAGGUAACACUGAAGAAGAUGGGAGUGAUGACUGCGGCCACGUCUGACCCUUCACUCUCCUCUGUGCCACAAAGUCCCAUGCGCCUCAAUUCCACACCUGAAUGACAUAGACAUAGACACACACAUUGUACUGUACAGCAGGUACACACAGAAACCAAUGUCAACACUCACCAGUCAUGUGAUGUUGUUUCACAAACACUAACCCAACCACAUGCAAACAGUGACUUAACGGACAUUUUGUGUUGGCUCGAUUUCCAGUUUCUGGUGUACAAACUUAAACCAGUCUAAUUUUAUGCAAACUGCCUGUAAAGACAUUUGUCAUUAUGACAUGUUCUGGAAAAUUUAAAAUUAGCCUACAUCAGCAACCUGUGCCGACGUUGUCAGACACUAAAUCUCAUAUGACACUGUGAUUAACAUAAUAUUAUGUUUGUUUAACGAAUGUCAGCAGAGGUGGGAGGGGAGAAGAUACACACUACGUACGUUGAGGUUGUUACUAGUAGGUUCAUGUGUUUUUUCAUCAUGGCAGCGUUAUUCUCAAAGAAAACUCAAACUGCGACAAUAUGGUAACAUUUUGGAUUUUUGAUUUGGAUUCUGCUAAUUGUGGUGCCCCUUCACUCUCUGCUUCAUCUUCUUAUUGGGUGUUUAUUGGCAGUUGGAAAACCAGCUUAGAGAUGCAUUACUGCCACCAAGUGCACUGGAGUCGCAAAACUCUGAUUCAUAGGCCCUCUCAGUCUCAUUAUGUUCCAGUCGGGAGAGGCUACUGAGUCAACAGCGCUACCUAGUUGUAAAAUUCAGUACACAGGUCCUUAAUAUCAAACCAGUUUGAACAUUUUUACACCAGCCGAACCCUAACAUUUUGGACGUAUUUACUCUCUGGGGUACUAUCUGUCUGUCAAAUAUAUGGCUACAGCUAGCAGCUGGUUAAUUUAGCUUAGCUUAGCAUCAACACUGGGAACAGGGGGAAACUGCUAGCCUGUCCAAAGGGAACAAAAUCCGCUUAUCAUUUAUUAACAUGUUACAUCUUAGGCCUACUGUAAAACACUGAAUUGUUGUUUUUAUACUUAGUUUUUUGUGCAGAUUAAACAAGUGAGAUAUAACGUGUUUAUCUUUAGAUGCGCUGGUAGGUGAAUUUUGGAACCAUUAGAUGGCCAGGCUAGCUGUUUUCAGUCUUUGUGUUAAGCUUAGCUAACUGGCUCCUGGCUCCAUAUUUACCAUACACAUAUGAAUGAGAGAGGUAUCAUCUUCUAAUUUUCCGACAGAGAGCGAAUAAGUGUAUUUCCCAAAAUGUCCAUUAAUACACAGUAGAGAUAUUAUCUAUUCUUAUGCACAUGUACGUGUAGUUGCUCUCUUCACUGCAUGCAACAAACGUUACAACAACACACACUAUGUGUGACAAUUUCUAUUGUUGCAGUCAAAAAUCCUUCCAGUGUCUUCGACAACCUGUGAACGCACUUUGAGUUUCUCAGCCACAGUGGAGGUCUGCGACCACCAGCAGGGCUCUCCUAUUGUUUCCCAGCCCCGGCCCAGCAGCCUACAGACCGAUGCAUAAGUAGUUUAAUAGAGUGGAUCUAAUGAGAGAGAAGAGGAGAACGGGGGAGGCUGUCAAUGCUAUGGAUUGGCUACCCUCUCCACCUCUGCCAAUAGGCCAGACCAGGUGUAUUGACAGAAGGCAAUGAGGCGUUAUAUUGGUUCCUUGAUCACUUAGCUGAGCACUGCAAAUGGGUCAAGCCAGGGCUAAACUUCAACUAUGAGUCAAUGAUAUGACCAUUUAUAAGACUAUUAGCUCAAUUUCUUAAUGUACAUUUAGAGGAGAAUGGGUUUUCAUCAUCAGGGAUCAACAAUGGCAAUGAUGAAAUAGUUUGUUGUCCUUAUUGUAAAAACAUUUAGUUUGAAUUAAGUACAUGAAUGAAUCAAGUGGGAAAUGCAUGUGGAAAUUGCACGGUAUAGUCUUUUGUAAUGG